AUGUCAAACUUUGAUAAAGAUUUUGUAAAAUUGACUUCAGAAAAUCUCAUACUUCAAGAUAUUAUAAAUUUAGUAAAGGAUGAUGGAGCUGGAGCAAUUACAACAUUCAAUGGCACGACCCGUAACACUUUCAAAGGUAAAACUGUUAUUCAAUUGGAAUAUGAAUCUUAUUCUCCUAUGGCAGAAAAAGUUUUAUCUGACCUAAUUCAUGAAGCAAGAACAAAAUGGGAACUUACAAAAACUGCGAUAUAUCAUCGUACAGGAAUUGUACCGGUUGGAGAAACUAGUGUAAUAAUAGCAGUAUCAAGUGUUCAUCGUCAAGAAUCACUUCAUGCUGUAGAAUGGCUAAUUAAUCAAUUAAAAGAAAAAGCUCCAAUAUGGAAAAAAGAAGUCUAUAGUGAUGGAAGCGUUUGGAAAGAAAAUGCUGAAAGCAGACAAAAAGUUUAA
Messenger RNA from Rhizophagus irregularis DAOM 181602=DAOM 197198, 447 nucleotides. RefSeq lists its product as uncharacterized. Gene Ontology annotation, biological process: Mo-molybdopterin cofactor biosynthetic process. Gene Ontology annotation, cellular component: cytosol. Gene Ontology annotation, molecular function: molybdopterin synthase activity. The record is from RefSeq and is a predicted model, not a curated record. NCBI's taxonomy places the organism in Eukaryota, Fungi, Glomeromycota, Glomeromycetes, Glomerales, Glomeraceae.